AUGACUCGACCGCAGAUGAUCCGGGCUGAUACGAUCGAUUUGCAGAAUCCCGAUGCUCCAUCCACGCAAGACCACUCUCGUUCCGCAAAUAGCAAAGUAUCUCGAUCCGUGCAUGGCCGCCAUCAGGACCAGACUUUGCGCAACGCGGAGCAGGACAUGUUAGAAGAAAUUGCUAGAGGCCCUCUAUCUCCGGAAAAGGAUUCUUUCCAAGAAGAUAUUCAAAAAGACCAAACUGACUUACGAGACCGUUCUGAUAAACUGCGAAGUGGUCGAACUGGUGGCUAUGAGAAUCUUAUUGGGGAUGAUGUUGGAGACGGCGACCUUGAUGAUCAGCUUGACGAUGACGAAGAUGACGAUGAUAUGCUAGAUAAAAUCUCGAGUUCUCCCUCAAUAGAUGAUGAGGACAUCGAUUUCGAAUUUGUUUAUGCUCUUCAUACAUUUUUUGCCACGGUCGAAGGCCAAGCGAAUGCAACCAAAGGGGAUACUAUGGUCCUUCUGGACGAUAGUAAUAGCUAUUGGUGGUUAGUACGUGUUGUAAAAGAUGGAAGCAUAGGAUACCUUCCUGCCGAGCAUAUUGAAACCCCUACCGAGAGGCUUGCUCGUUUGAACAAGCAUCGAAACGUUGAUCUUUCGGCCACCAUGCUUGGUGAUAAUGCAGAAAAAUCCAAAAACCCCCUGAAGAAAGCGAUGCGCCGACGGAACGCGAAAACAGUUACCUUUGCCUCUCCCGUUUACUUCGAACCAUCGGAUAUCGAUUACUCCACUGAAGAAGACGCGGACGGCGAAUUUUUGGAGGAACAAGAAGAUGAAGAUGGGGCAGAAAAUUCAGAUGCUCAAGUCAACCGAGAGGAGUCUGGGACAGGAAAUAUCAACGUAGAGCCAUUGCGCUCGAAACUUCAGGUGGAUGGUGGGAUGAAUGCGAAAGAGGAGGAAUCACAGCGGCAGAGCCUUGAGCAAGACGUUGAUACGGAACAACCCUCAAAUCAACAAGGCAAGUCGCCGUGUCUGAUAUUGAGGGAACAUUGCGCUAACGUGUUUCUAGACGACUUCAAACAUGGCAGAUCGAGAAACGGAACUCUACGAAAUACCGACUCGUUUUUCAAAGACGAUACGGGCGAAACAAAGAAGAUAUCGCUCACCCCAAACCUAUUACGGGAUGAUGCCACUGAGACUGCUUCGAUCGAUUCCAAAGAGAUGAAAACUCGAGGAAGUUUCGAGACUCUGGUUAGCGAUAAAGGCAAAGACGACAAAAAGCGCAAGGAAAAGAAACCAGGAAUGCUUAGCGGGCUAUUCAAAAGAAAAGAUAAGAAGAGCAAAGCAGAAGAUGAAGGUGACGAAAAUCCCGAAAAGAUAUCCGAAGAAUCCUCUCGCUCGUCCACGGAUCGGAAAAUGUCAAUCGAGUCGCUUAAGGAAGAGAGCCGCUCUCCAAAGCAGCAGGUGGUGUCUCGCCAAUUAAGCAAACUGACAAAACCAGCUUCUUCUGGGCCUGUGUCACAACCAAUGGAGUCUGUGUCGUCGACUAACACUUCCAUCGCCCCGUCUGUACGCGCUGUUAUCCCCGAAUCAAAGGAAGGGGUCUCAGAGCUUCGCGUCCGUCCGUCGGACAUGAAGCAAGAGCCAUCUUAUAAUCCACCCUUGGAUCGUGACCCUACUUCUACUAUAUCCGCACCCCCCAGGACUGACUCGAUACAUUAUUCACUGCAACCAAUAGAUGCUGCUGACAAACCUUCUGAAAUCCCCAUCGCCCUUUCUUCAACGAAAGUAGAAAAUAUGCUUAUAGCGCCGCCGGUUAUAUCUUCCCGACCCGCUGUUCAAGAAACUCCCGUGGAUCCUUAUCGCUCGGAUGAUGCUACGGUAUUACCCAAGGAGCAAGCGCCUCCAGAGGAAGAUGUCUAUUCUACCGGCUCCGUACCCCCACCUUCGUCAGAUCCUCUCGAAAGUUCACAAUCCAAAAGUGAACUUAAUGAUACGAUGGAAACUGCGCCCGCACCGACUCCUAGCCCGGUAUGGAACGACGCUGGUUUACGGGCCUAUCUGGAGGAUGGCAGCGAUAUUCGUGAUCUAUUGAUAAUUGUUCAUGACAAAUCGAAUGUCUUACCCGCCGGACCCGACCAUCCUAUCACCGGAAAUCUUUUUAGGGAAGAGAGCAAGGCACUAAACGAGAUGUCAAGCCGCCUUGAUGAAAUGCUAGCUGGAUGGCUAGCUAGAAAGCCUUCUGUUGCGGCUAGAUGA
Messenger RNA from Ophidiomyces ophidiicola, 2232 nucleotides. RefSeq names its product protein phosphatase regulator (gene BUD14). NCBI's taxonomy places the organism in Eukaryota, Fungi, Ascomycota, Eurotiomycetes, Onygenales, Onygenaceae. Gene Ontology annotation, molecular function: protein binding. The record is from RefSeq and is a predicted model, not a curated record. Bases 1 to 2232 code for a protein of 743 amino acids. Gene Ontology annotation, cellular component: cell tip; microtubule cytoskeleton. The transcript has 6 exons. Gene Ontology annotation, biological process: establishment or maintenance of actin cytoskeleton polarity.